GCUGCGGGAGCCCAGCGGCCGGGGGAAGGCAGCCCUCAGUCGGCCGCUGCCGCGGAGGGGGAAGCCGGGCACCGGCAGAGCCAUGAAGGACCGCCGGGGGGACCCGCGCCGCCGGGCGUGAACCGCAAGCUCGGCCGGCGGAGCCUCGGAGGAGGAGGAAAGGGGGGGGGAGGAAGGAUGAGCCGCAUGCUGCAGGAGGCGGCCCGGAGGGUGCAGUGGAGCCGGUCGAGCUCCGCCAAGAGGGCUGCGUGCCUGGUGGCAGCCGCCUACGGGCUCCGGCUCCUCUACCCCGUCAUCCGGCGGCGCCUGAGGCGGGCGGGCGGCGGGGCGGGCAAGCAAGAUGCCGGCCGGGGGGAGCCGCGGGGCGCCGGCUGCCCGGGCAGAGCCCCCCCGGCGGUGAACGCGGACUUCUUCAAGCAGCUGCUGGAGCUCCGCAAGCUGUUCUUCCCCAAGCUGGUGAGCGCCGAGCUGGGCUUGCUGUGCCUCCACUCCGUCGCGCUGGUUUCCAGGACCUUCCUCUCCAUCUAUGUGGCAGCGCUCGACGGGAAGAUCGUGAAGAGCAUCGUGGAGAAGGAGCCCAGGAGCUUCGUGGUCAAGUUGAUCAAAUGGCUGAUGAUCGCCAUCCCGGCCACUUUCGUGAACAGCACCAUACGGUACCUGGAGUGCAAGCUGGCCCUCGCCUUCCGCACGCGCCUGGUGCACCAUGCCUACGAGACCUACUUCACCAACCAGACCUACUACAAGGUGAUCAGCAUGGACGGGAGGCUGGCCAACCCCGACCAGUCCCUCACCGAGGACAUCAUGAUGUUCUCGCAGUCGGUGGCGCAUCUCUACUCCAACCUCACCAAGCCCAUCCUGGAUGUCAUGCUCACCUCCUACACCCUCAUCCGCACGGCGCGGUCCCGGGGCGCCAACCCCAUCGGGCCCACGGUCUUGGCUGGGCUCGUCGUCUACGCCACGGCCCGCGUGCUCAAAGCCUGCUCGCCCAAGUUCGGCAAGCUGGUGGCUGAGGAGGCGCACAAGAAGGGCUACCUGCGCUUCAUGCACUCACGCAUCAUUGCCAAUGUGGAAGAGAUCGCUUUCUACCGGGGGCACAAGGUAGAACUGAAACAACUGCAAAAAAGCUACAAGGCUUUGACAGAUCAAAUGAAUCUCAUUUUAUCCAAACGCUUGUGGUACAUCAUGAUAGAGCAGUUCCUGAUGAAGUAUGUCUGGAGUAGCUGUGGUAUGAUUAUGGUCGCUGUGCCCAUCAUCACUGCAACGGGAUUUGCGGAUGGCGAGAUUGAAGAUGGCCAGAAACAGGCAGUGGUUAGUGAAAGAACAGAAACUUUUACUACGUCACGAAACCUGUUGAUCUCUGCAGCAGAUGCUAUUGAAAGGAUCAUGUCUUCAUACAAAGAGGUUACUGAGUUAGCAGGAUACACAGCCCGUGUCUACAACAUGUUUGCUGUUUUCGACGAGGUGAAGAGAGGCAUCUACAAAAGAACUGCCGUUAUUCAAGAGUCUGAAAACAACAGUAAGAAUGGAGAUAAAACAGAAUUACACAUCAAUGGGCCCUUAGAAAUCAAGGGAAAAGUUAUUGAUGUUGAACAUGGAAUUAUUUGUGAAAAUGUUCCAAUUAUUACUCCGAAUGGCGAUGUGGUGGUUUCCAGACUAAACUUCAAAGUCGAGGAGGGCAUGAAUCUUUUAAUCACUGGUCCUAAUGGCUGUGGAAAGAGUUCGCUUUUCAGAAUUCUAAGUGGUUUGUGGCCUGUGUACGAAGGAGUUCUCUACAAACCGCCUCCACAGCACAUGUUUUAUAUACCACAAAGGCCCUACAUGUCCAUUGGAACACUACGUGAUCAGGUCAUCUAUCCAGACUCCGUGGAAGACAUGCAUGAGAAAGGCUACCAGGAUCAGGAUCUGGAGUGUAUCCUGCAAAUGGUUCAUCUGUACCACAUAGUUCAAAGAGAAGGAGGCUGGGAUGCCAUCACGGACUGGAAAGAUGUCCUAUCAGGAGGAGAAAAACAAAGGAUGGGCAUGGCUCGCAUGUUUUAUCAUAAGCCGAAAUAUGCACUGCUGGAUGAAUGCACAAGCGCGGUAAGCAUUGACGUUGAAGGAAAGAUAUUCCAAGCUGCAAAAGCUGCUGGGAUAUCCCUGCUUUCUAUAACACACAGACCUUCUCUUUGGAAGUACCACAGUCACUUGCUGCAGUUCGAUGGACAAGGAGGCUGGCGCUUCGAACAGCUGAACACGGCCGUCCGUCUAUCACUGAGUGAGGAAAAACAGAGACUGGAGUCCCAGCUUGCAGGAAUUCCCAAAAUGCAGCAGAGACUGAAUGAACUGUGUAAAAUGCUGGGAGAAGACUCAGUGCUUAAAAAAAUGGACAAAGAGGAAUAAAUAAUUUAUGUUUUAUGUUUUUAAAAGUAUUUUUUUAGUUAAAAGCAUUACAAGUUCAGACAUUAUCCUUUGCAUGCAUUGUGCUAGAGGCUUAGAGCAUAGAGAAACACAGCCAGCAAAAAAUAAUGCUCUGAAUGCUAUGUAGGACUUCAGCAUUUUAGUAUUAAGGAAGAACGCGGUUGAACUGUGAAAAGAAAAUAAGCAAGUGCACAGAGUAUGAGAUUAGUCCUUGCAGCUUAUGUUAAUUCCUAGUGAAAGCUCAAUUCACUGCAAAGAGCUACCAACACUCUUAGGUUUUGUAGGUGAGUUUUGGCCUGAGACUUGGCCUGCGGAAUGUGCUCUUGUACCAGGUCACUGUGUGCGUAUGAUAUGCCUGCUACACAGAGCGAACCUGGCAUGAAACUCAGGCAUGGAGCACGGCAGAGGCAGCAUCUGGGUGAGUAUGCGGAUGCGUGCAAAAGUCUCACUUGGGUAUAAGAAACAUUCUUUCGGCCCAUGUAAAACAAAACUCCUGUUCUACUACUGAGUCGCAUACACACCUUUACCUGCGUUUCCAUAGGAAAUACCGUAAUAGGCUGACCAGAAGGUGAUUUUCUAAGCAACCUACUGCCCUUGCAACAAGAGAAACAGGGAAAGAGCUGAAUAUGUAAUAUACAGGUGCUGUACUUGAUGCUGUUGUGCACAGCUUCGGAGGCUCUUUGCCCUUGGUGAUUUAUCGGCUCCUUCGGGGAAUUAUUUGUAUCCUGUUCAUAACCUCUGGGGGGGAAAUGUAGCACUGAGCCUGGCAUCAGGAGACUUUGUUUUGCUUGACUAAGUCUUUCUUCUGCUUCAGGGGCCUGAUCCAGCCACUGGAACUCUGACCCAGUUCCUCCAUUGGUAAAAUCACAGUGUAGGCACUGAGACACUUUGUGAUGGGAAGGACUGUGGGAGAGGAGAACGGUGGUUUCUAACAAUACACUGAAUUCUCAGGCAUGCCACUUAAAACGCUUGGCACUUACAAAGGGCUGUGAAAAGUUAGAGCAUUUUGUAACCACUAAUUGACGCCUGCCAUGUUUUGUUAGAGUGGGUGAGCACUGCUCUCCCUGUGGGCAAGCAAGAGAACGCAGCAGUUACAGCUCUGCUUCCAGGUGCGCUCACUGGUCGUGCCAGCUACUGCGCAGCUCAGUAGGAACGGUGUCCCCAGUCAGUCGGAAGGGCUCUAAACUGAAACUCCCUGAGACCUCAGAGCUGGCCUGAGUGCCUUACCGGAGGCCAAACCCAGUGAACUAGAAAUAAAGACGGGGAUGGAUGUAAGAGCUCCUGGUCUGCUCUCCCUGACUGCAAUCACGCUGCCUUUCUAGAUGAAAUGCUUGCCAUGGCCCAUUAGCUUCCUUAGCAGCAGCAUGUGCUGGGAUGGGGAUAUCACAGCUGCAAGAUGUACAGCUGACCUCUCCUCCUUCAUUGCUGGAAGCUGUUCAGAGACAGAUCAGGAGUGAAAGGCAGAGCAGGUAAAAGCCUUUGCAGGUAUUUCAUCUGCUGCAGGUGAAUGAGUGAGCCUUAGAAGAGAUACAGCACUCCUGAAGUUUGUUGGUUCCUUUUUUUCCUAGAAGAAGUACAAUUUCUUAGAUUUCUGAUGAUUGCUGCUUACUCUGAGGAAGGGUAGUGCACAACUGCUGAGAGAGGAGAAACGUGCUGGGGUAUUUGCUGAGCUGUGUUCAGAACUGAACGCUACAGACAGCUUUUCAUAGGAGAGCAGGAUUCACAUCUCAGAGUAGGCUCUCUUCCUUCUCACUGUGCGUGCUAGACUUGCUGCUUUGGCUGUUCCCCUAUGGCUCUUGCACCAGAACCUGGAAUACGUCUGGUCCCUGCCCUGCUCCUUCGGAGUCUGUGGCUUGAAUGCAACCCUGUACUUGUUCUGGUGACAGCUCUCAUUAGUUUUCUCUGCAGAGUCCCCUAGGACAUCUCACUGACACAGAAAGGAGUGCUCCUGGGAACCUCUGAAAGGGAUGAGAAAUUAAGGUUCAAAUAAUAAGCCGUUGUGCUGCAAAGUAGAGGCAAAGUACAAAGCACAGGUCAGCGAUGUGGUGGAUGCCAUGUGCGUGCGUUUUAAUCUGCAAGUGUCUCUGCUUGUCCCUCUCCCUGAAGGCUAGCUUUCCUCCUUCUCAUCUUCAAAGACAAAUUUGUAACUGCUGAGGAAAGAAGAAGUCAGCCAAGAAUCUGUUCUGGGUGAGCAUAAAUGAGAUGACUGAUGAUUUUAAGGCCUGUGUGUUCCUGAAUUAUGUUUCUCGAAUCAGGUGUGCGCUGUGUGCCUGCCCUUGCCACAGCUGCAGCAUACCUUUGUGCUAGCACAACCCAGCCACAAAACCACUUUUCCACAAGGUUCUCCCGAAGCAGGAGCUGAGGUGGAGGAAGGGGAACGACUGUUAUGCACUUUACCGUGUGGCUGGGAGCUUAACCAGGGUUGUCCCGUCCUUGAAUGAGGAGGACACUGAGAGGCACCGAACGAUUGGCCCAGUUCAGCAUAGCUCCCAGUUACAGCUCCCAGCCUCCCACCAAAGCUCAGCACCACAGCACUUGACUGGUUGGGAGCUGGUACUGGUGAGCACAGCCCCCCAAAAUCUGCUUUAUCGCCUUGCAGAGAUCAAGCUGGCCAUCUGCUCUGGCCCAGCAAAAACAAAAAAAUUUCUGAGGGAACUGCUUAGAAGGGGAAAGUUUUUGUUGGUCGUGUUGUUUGUUUUUAAUGAAGUUCUGCGUAAAAUGUACAUCAUGACUGAUGAGAUUUUAAUGGAAACUGAAAUUGCACUAGAAUCAAUGUAAUAGUAUUUUUCUUUGAGUUUGCUAUGUAUUUCUUGGAUCCAGUGGUAUUCUUGGCUGUCCCCAUUCAGUAAUAUGGUGUAAAAUAACCCAGCAUCUCACUCUGCAUUCUUGCAGGAACAAAAAGAACAUGAGAGCGCUGAUAGGAAAAUAAAACCCUUCCCUAAAUAGGAUUUGUCUGAGUAAUACCAAGCCAGUUUUAGAAGGAUUUUCCAUGCUGGUGAUUCAUUCCUCUUAAAGUUAGUUUUGUGGUUUGAAGAGAAGCUGCCCUGGAGAUUUUCUCUGCAAACGUCUGGCUUGUUCCAAAUGCUGAUUGAGACAGGAGCCUCUGGUUCUGUUUCUAGAGAGUUUUGCCUCUGGUGUGAUCAAGUGCAGCUCACUUUGUGCUCCUUUGGACAUGGCCAGGAAAGCAAGAGCAGAGGUGCGCGCUCCCCGCUCGGUGAAUGUCUCAGGUUGAUGCUCUUCUGCAGCCACGAUCGAGGGAGCACGGGGCUGUUGCAGUGCUCCCAGAGAGGGCCAGAGCAGGGCAGGAUGCCUCGGUGGAAUCCUUUUUCUUCGUACAAUGAGAGUUAUCCGUCAGCGUCUGUUCUCUUUCUGGCUUCCAGGAGCUGUGGCUCCCUGGGAAGCCAAGGAAGCGCCUUCUUGGCUUUCCUUCCAAGUGGUGCAUCUAGCUGGAGCUAGGCAGAUCCCACUCUCAGCAGGGAUGUGGUGUAGUGCUGGGUGUCUCCAGCCUCCCAGGGCAGCCUCUCAUGCCCCAGCACUCAGGGCAGACUGGGCUUGGCUGGGUCUGCAUCCUAGAAGGGUAAGGUGCUGAGCAAAACUCACACCAGUCUCAAUCAUGGAGUAACCGUACAAUAAAAACAUUAAGUAUCCACAUCAGUUCGUUCAGAUAAUGCUGGGAUUUUUUUUUUCUAGAGUCUUCAAAAUGGAAGGAAGCAUUUUCUGUGCAUGGGAUUUCAGUAUUUUAACCUAGGAAAAGUUUGUUUUUCGCUUAGUUUUGGUACCAGGCUAUUUCGUGUAUUAGAUUUGGCAGCUCUCCUUCUGCAGGAGUAGAAAAACGUAAGAAUCUUGAAAGGAUUUUUUUGAAACCAGUGGGAUCUGUAUUGAAGCGAGGAGUGAAGGACUGGGUAUUCGAUGGUGUACAUUUAGGGAAAGCUGCAAUAAAAAUGAUAUCCUAAAGCAAAUGAACAAACAGAUCUACAGGCCCCUCAGUAUGUCAGAAUCAUCAUAAUGCAUGUCAAAGCCAAGUUUAUGAGCCUAUGGUCAGAUUUCAGUCGUAUAUGGAAUGAAAUCACCCUACUGAGUCGUUCACACAGCUUGAGAGAACUGAACUGCUAAUCGAAUGUGUCUUUGUUUUGUUUGUUUGAUAUUAAUGCCUUUUUGAGAGCCGACAAUUUAUAAAGCAAUAAAUUAUGCUUUCCAGUUGUAAUUUAUUCCAACUUCAAAUAAAACAUGUUGCAUU
Messenger RNA from Cygnus olor (mute swan), 6634 nucleotides. RefSeq names its product ATP binding cassette subfamily D member 2 (gene ABCD2). The record is from RefSeq and is a predicted model, not a curated record. Gene Ontology annotation, biological process: long-chain fatty acid import into peroxisome; very long-chain fatty acid catabolic process; peroxisome organization. NCBI's taxonomy places the organism in Eukaryota, Metazoa, Chordata, Aves, Anseriformes, Anatidae. The transcript has 10 exons. Gene Ontology annotation, molecular function: ATP hydrolysis activity; long-chain fatty acid transmembrane transporter activity; ABC-type transporter activity. Bases 178 to 2379 code for a protein of 733 amino acids. Gene Ontology annotation, cellular component: peroxisomal membrane.